AUGCCAAAUACAGCAUGGUACCCUGAUUCGGGAGCCUCUCACCACUGCACCUAUGAUGCACGAAACCUAGCCACAGGAACUAGUUAUGAUGACACAGAACAGGUCUUUGGAGGUAAUGGUCAAGGCCAUACAACCAAACCAAAUUCAGUCAUCGAUCACAGAAAUGCAUCUUCAUUGGCUAUGCUGCAGAUCAUAAGGGAUACACUUGUCUCUCUUCAAAUGGAAAAGAGUUCACAUCCAGAGAUGUCAUUUUCAAUGAAUCUGAGUUCCCCUACAAUGAGCUAUUCCCCCCCCCCCAAAACCACUGCUAUCCCACCAUCCCAAACUUCUCCUCCUCUCUACCUACCCCUACCCAAUACCCCAACUGUUAUCCCUCCUAGAGUUCCUUCCCCACCCCAACCAUCCCCACCCACCAUGACUCCACAAUUCACCCAAUCCCCGCUACCCAGCCCCCUUCCACCCUUGCAUACAUUGAAUGAUACUUCCAAUAUAAUUAAUUCAGUUCCUGAUUCAUUAUCUACAUUACCUGGCUCUGUAACUCAUGAUUGUGUUUCUGAUUUUGCUAAUGACCCUGUCAGUGUUCCUUCGUUCACCACAGGUACCCUGCAACCAGGUCGCCUUGAAGUUGUCCUGCCACUUCCUCAACCAGCACUAAUCAAUCGUCAUCCUAUGCUAACUCGGAGCAAGACAGGGAACCUCAAACCCAAAACCUAUGCUGCAGUCCUCACCAUCCCUGCCUCCGAUCUCACUGAAUCUCUCCCUUCCUCUGUUCAACAGGCGCUGGCCAGCCACCACUGGAAACAAGCUAUGCAGGAGGAGUUUGAUGCUCUGAUGCGCAACCAAACCUGGCAGCUGGUACCCAAACCCCCCCCCCACCACACACUGACCCAUUCAUUGGCUCCAAAUGGGUGUUUCGCGUCAAAAGGCACCCAGAUGGCACCAUUCAGAAGUAUAAAUCUAGCCUUGUCGCGAAAAGGUUUCACCAACGAGAAGGGGUCAACUAUGACCAAGUCUUCAGCCAUGUUGUCCGCUCACCCACAGUUCGCAUCAUGCUCAGCCUCGCACUCUCCAAGGGAUGGCCCAUCCGGCAAUUUGACUUCAAUAAUGCCUUCCUCAAUGGGGAUCUACAUGAGACCAUUUUCAUGUCUCAACCAGGAGGGUUCACCUCUCCCACUCAACCUCACCAUGUCUGCAAGCUCCAAAGGUCCCUCUAUGGCCUCAAACAAGCCCCUCGAGCAUGGUUCACAAAGCUCAAGGACACUCUCAACCGAUUUGGCUUCACGAACACCAAAUCUGAUUCAUCACUAUUCACCAGGUUUUCCCCUUCCUCAGUCAUCUACAUUCUCAUUUAUGUGGAUGAUAUCUUGGUCACCGGGAGCUCCCAAGCUGAAAUUUCUACCCUAA
Messenger RNA from Arachis ipaensis, 1404 nucleotides. Lineage: Eukaryota; Viridiplantae; Streptophyta; Magnoliopsida; Fabales; Fabaceae. The record is from RefSeq and is a predicted model, not a curated record.